AUGCGUCUGCGUCUCUUCAUCCAACGACACUCGUUGCCCUCCGUCCAGAUCGUGUACACAACCGGCACCGGCCCCGCUUCACAUACCAAAUCCCCAGACAGCACCAUUGCAGACCUCCUCCUCGAUGUGAACGAUCUGGUACCGCUCGAGUCGGCCGAUGGCGAGUGGGGUUUAGAGGACUAUGUCGUGGAGGUUGUGCCCGCCGCCGAUCCCACGGCCGCAUACGAGUGUCUUCAUUUCCAGACCUGCGAGACGGUCCUGAGAGAAGACGACGAGGUGGUCAUACGCGCUCUGUCGUCAGAAGAGCUCAGAAUACGGAGGCUUGGAGGGCGACAUCAGAUCUCUGCCGACGGCAAACACCUCAUUGACGGCGUCACCUUUGGGAAACAGUGGUUAAGGAAGGGCAGCCGACCCGGAAUUGUGAUACCGCCUCGGAAGAGAAGAAGGCUCCUGUCGGCGGAGCCAGCGGCAGACUAUGAUGAUGAUGAAGUCAGACAACUUCUCCCUCCUCCAGAGGGCUAUCUGACUGCCCUAGUCGCGGUCACUGGGGACGACGAAGAUGAGGACGACGAGGAAGAGGACGAAGAUUAUGUUGACAACCCACUUCAAGUUGCUGUCCGCGCAGACUUUGAUGAUGCGGAUGCUGGAUCAGACGACGCUUCUGAGAUAUCAGAUGGAGCCUUGCAAGAAGCGGACCUGUCAGCUGAAGUUAGGCUUCUUCUCGAAGAUGCUGCCGACAUUGAAAAGUCGGGCAACAGCACCGCGGCCCAGAAACUUGUGAGAAAGCAACUGAAGAGAAAAAGAGGCCCUGACGAUGAAGGCGAGGAGCAGGAAAGCGCCACUUUUGAAGGCUUCUCUACGCCGCUCAAAGCUCCCAAACACAUGCGCAUUAGUGAUGAGAUUGAGUCAACCACUGACUCGGAUGCAGACAGUAUGCUACAAACGAUAGCAGUCGAACAAGCUGAAAAACGUGCCAAGAACCUCAUUUUGGAGGAGGAAGACGAGGAAGACGAUGAAGACUUUGAUGAAGACAUUGAAGAUUCGUCAGAUUCUGAUGCAUCCUCGAAUUCCGAAUCUUCUUUUGGGUCUGGCACUGACAGCGAGAUGGAGAAGCUUGCUGUGGAGCAAGCAAAGAAACGAGCAUUGAAUCUGAUUCGGGCCACUGAGGACAGCUCUUCUGACGACGAAACUGCUUCUGACUAUGCCUCAGAAACCUCUGGAUUAGAGACCGUGGAUGAGGCAACGUCCAGCUCAGGGUCAGACUCAGGGUCAGACUCAGAUGCAGACUCGGACUCAGACUCGAACUCAGACUCGGACUCAGCCUCGGAUUCAGACUCGGAUUCAAACUCGGAUUCAGACGAUGACAGUGACUCGGAUUCCGACGUCUCUUCUAGUUCUUCCGACUCCGACUCCGAAUCUAACUCUGUGGUGGUGAAAGUGAAGCAGGAAACGAAAAAGGGAGCUACAUCGACGCCCGGUACCUCUACUACCCUCCAACAUCCGACGCCUGGCUCUGAGGGCCCAGCAAAGCCGUCAACCGUACCGCCUGGCGCAGGAACUGCGAGAACGCACAAUAACAACAGCAGAGCGAAAAAACGGAAAAGACUGAUAUUUCUGAAAGAGCAAGGUAUCUUGCCCAAGGAUGCUGAUUUUCACGCGUUGGCAGCAUAUGAGGCAGCGCAGGAGAACAAAACUGGCGCGCAACCCAGUUCUGAGGAGCCAGGACAGUCUGCCGCAGCCGGUCAAACCGCCGAAUAUAACGUUGAAAAACAGAAAACAGUGGGUGUCAAAGCAGUGAACGGUGCCAGUAAGAUUGGCUCUGAAACAAAGACUGCUGGAAACUCGACUUCAGCUCUAGAUGCCGUUGUGGCACCUUCGGCUGAAGUUUCAGAGACAGUGCAAGCAGAGCCACUUCCAGACGUGGAGCCUACCCCGAAGAGAGCUAGACUGGACGUGGCCAGCACGCGAAGAAUGGUGUUCACCUCUCUGGGAUUGAGGACUCCCAAGACUCCUGAGGCAGAACAGGCCUUGAGGGAAAAAUUAUCCAAGUCUAUCCGGCCAGCUAAACAACCUAGCAGCUCUUCUGCCGAGGCCGCUCUGCCCUUGCCGCCGAACGAGGCACAGGCUGAGCACGAGGAUGCUUGGAAAGAAAAACUCAUCAUUGCCGCUGUUGAAUGCGAGCAGCAGGGGGUUGUUCUCACUCCUCCACCAUUCCCUUUCCAACAGGGCUGGACUAAGGCUUCGAGUGAUAACCCCACCAGGAGCAAACGUCGUGCUCGAGAUCAAGCUCAGUAUUAUGAUGACAACCAGGGCCAGCUGCAGGAAGACCAGCAAGAUGGCUUCGCACCUGACGUAUCGACUUUGGGGUCCGGAGACCCCCAUCAACCAGACGAUGUUGAUAGCUCCAAGUUGACGCCCAACGGUACUGCAGAUAUACCCAUUCCGACAGACUUUGAGACUCUGCCUCAUCUCGACCAGGCUAGCAUAUUGCCAGGAGUUGUGGUUGCCUACAAGGAAUUGCAUGUCGAUGCUUCCACAAAUUAUCAGCCCGAGAUAUCAUCAUUUCGAGUGGGGCGUGUUGCGAAAGUGGAUGAAGAUGGUAAUGUCUUUUUAACCUUGGCUAAACGCUCCCUCGAAUCUGCCUCUAAAAAGAAGUAUGACGAAAAGACAGGGGAGAGAGUCUAUGGCAAGUUCGAGCUCCUGUCCGAAGAUGCUGAUGAGCUAUCCGAUGAUGGCUUCCGGGAGAUACUGUUCUCCAGCAUGAUAUCGCCCAAGCUCGUAGAGCCGUCUUCGGUGGAGGUGCCGAACAGCAACCAGAGUAGUGGGCUGAGGGGCGGAGAUGGUUCGGAUUCAAAUCUCGACGACCAAUAUGCAGCCAUACUAGAGACUGUCCAAAAUAUUAGGGACUUAGAUGCAUCGAACCCCACUCAUGUGUCUGUGGACGACAUUGCGACCCCACGCAGAAAGGAGAUCUCAGAUAUGAUCAAGGACGCCGGAUUCAACUCAGCCCUGGAUGAGCAACUCCUACCUGUUUCGGUGCCUUCAGAUGAACCUCAACUGUCUGGAAGCACUGGUAAUUUGCAGGACCAAUCUCAGGAAGAGUAUCCUCACCGGUUUCGCAAAGACUCUCCUCGGGUCAAACUCACACACUCGGCAGACGGUACUUCUUGCGAAUUGGACGAGAGUGCCAAUGUUGACGCCCGAGCUCCUCGCCACUUGGAAUCGGAAUUGACACAGUCUUCACCGCCGAUAAUUCACACCCAGGAAACAGUCGAAUAUCCCCAUAUUUCGCAGAUCGAAAUCAAUAGUUCUGGACCACUUCUGACUGUAAAGAGCAGCUCGCAUCAGGAUGCGCAGCACAUCUCCCCAGUGCAUGGAGUUGAAUUGUCUUUCACUGCUUCAGAUCAGCAGGAUUGGGUCAACGAGGCAGACCAUGACAGCCAGGGCGACUCGAAUCGGCCGCAAGAUUCCUUCGAACCGUUGGAGUCGCAGGUCCCACCGUCUCAAUCACAAGAGGGUGGUCAGGACGAAUCGCCAGGCAGAAGAGAUUCUUUUUUAGGAGUACCUGGGUACGAUGGUCAAGAUUCCUCGUACCAUGACGACGACGCUGCCAGUGAAGAUGAUAGUGACGAUCUUCCGUCCAUACAGGAGAUAACGUCAGGCCACCGACAGAGCAAAAGUCUCCGAUUACGCCCAGGCAACGAGAUCCGGCAGCCGACGAGAAAGUCGCCGCGUCAGGCCCAGAAGGUGCGAAGCUCGACUCCUCCCAGCAGUCUCGAUCUUCCACCAUCCAGUCAGCCGGUCAUCAAACUCUCACAGAGCCAACAAGAGCCUCGCCUCUCGCAAAUCCCGGCUGGAUCCCAAGUUAUUGACUUGACGGGGUCCAGCAGCCCGCAGAAGCAGGAUGAUGAAGAAUCCCGGACCGGUAUAGGCAGAAGGAAGUGUUCUUCUCAGGCCAACGGCACCAAGAAACCGGCUCCCAAGGCGACGAAGGAUGAGAAUGGAGUCGGGAAACGGAGGCUGCUUACUACGAAAAAGGCGAGAAGCUAUUGGUAG
This is a messenger RNA of Capronia epimyces CBS 606.96, 4056 nucleotides long. RefSeq lists its product as uncharacterized. Lineage: Eukaryota; Fungi; Ascomycota; Eurotiomycetes; Chaetothyriales; Herpotrichiellaceae. The record is from RefSeq and is a predicted model, not a curated record. The transcript has a single exon. The coding region runs from base 1 to 4056 and encodes 1351 amino acids.